AUGAUAUUAAAUAAAAAUCUCGUUGCAUCGGAAUCGAAUACUGAAUGUCGAUUUGAUGAACAAGAUGAUAAUAUCUUUUGGAUUGGUGAAACAAUUACCGGUUUUGUUGAUUUUGUUAACAAAGAUAAUACAGAUUUAAAAUUAGCACGUAUCGAUGGUGAACUAAUUGGUGAAGUUGUUGCUCUAGUGAGAGUAGAAACCGAAUCCGAUGAGGUGGAAAAGGAAGAGGAAGUAAAAGAAAUAAUAUUCAAUCAAAAAUUUCUCGUUCAUCCACAUCAUACAAAUGUCAAAAUUCAUUAUUAUAUUCGUUUUUCUUUUAUUCGUCCUGAAUGGCACAGAUUCAAUAUUCAUAAAACUUGUCCGAUUGUUGUGAAACAACCAGGAAGACUUUUAAGUUUAACUACACUUAAAACAGAAAAAACAAAUCGCAACGGUGUUCGUCUUCGUGUUACUUUCGACAAAAAUGUUGUUAUUGCUGGAAAUAAUGUUUCCUUCAAUGUUGAUUUAAUUAAUCCAAAAGGAGCAUUGAUACGUCACGUAUCGAUUGUUCUUACUCAAUAUGUUGAAUGUGAUUCUCGAGAAAAAACUUUUAAUAUCAUCAAACAAGAUUUAGAUUAUAUUAAAUCACUGAAGCAUAAGAGUAUUAAUCGAAACUUUCAAAUACCUAUACCAUCAACAACUCCAGUGACAUUUAAUUUUGGUAAUUCGAUUGCUAACUAUUAUAAACUUCAUUUUGAAGUUCAUCUUCGUGGAAUAUUAACCAAUAUUAAACUUGAAGUUCCUACUAUUGUCAUGAAUUUGAUACCUGAAACAAACGAUAAUGAGGAUGAUCAGUAA
Messenger RNA from Adineta steineri, 837 nucleotides. NCBI's taxonomy places the organism in Eukaryota, Metazoa, Rotifera, Eurotatoria, Adinetida, Adinetidae. The record is from the annotation of a GenBank genome assembly.